This is a messenger RNA of Quercus lobata, 866 nucleotides long. Its product is annotated as early nodulin-like protein 1. The transcript is spliced from 2 exons. Bases 47 to 667 code for a protein of 206 amino acids. The record is from RefSeq and is a predicted model, not a curated record. Gene Ontology annotation, molecular function: electron transfer activity. NCBI's taxonomy places the organism in Eukaryota, Viridiplantae, Streptophyta, Magnoliopsida, Fagales, Fagaceae. Gene Ontology annotation, cellular component: plasma membrane.
GUCAGUGUAGCAUUUGGGUCAGUGUUUACUCUGUUUGAAUAUAUCAAUGGCUUCCCUGAAAAUUGUUACUCCAGUUCUGAUCACCCUCUUGAUUGUGUUGUUUACCUUCUCUGAAGCUAGAGAGUUUGUGGUUGGAGGCCAUGAAAAUUCAUGGAGUUUUCCAACUUCUUCAGACUCUCUUAAUGGCUGGGCUCAGAAAGAGCGAUUUGAAGUUGGCGAUAUUCUUUUCUUUGCUGAAUCCGACCCCUUGAUUGACUCAGUACUUGAAGUGACAAAGGAUGACUACGAUAAAUGCUACGUAUCAAAUCCAAUCAAAGAACAUACGGAUGUCAACACCAAAGUAGAGUUGGACAGGUCAGGACCAUUCUAUUUCAUAAGUAACGCUGUGGUGAGCUGUGAGAAAGGCCAGAAGCUGACUGUGGUUGUGUUGCACAAGCAUCCUAAGCCUCCUCCGCCACCAGGUCAUGCAGCAAGUCUAGCACCAUUGUCUUCGUCACAAAAGGGUCCUGCACCAAGUCAAGCACAACCGGCUCCUCCACCAAAGAAUCCUGCCCCAAGUCCAGCACCAUUGUCUCAGCCACCGACAGCUGGUGCGUUUGGAUUGAGGGGUGGAUUUGUUGGUAUUGUUGUGGGAAUUAUGAGUUUGGUGAGAAUAGUUUUUGUUUGAGGGACAUGUGUGAUUGUGUGAAGAGGUGAAGGAUGUGAACUUGUACUUUUAUUAUGAGUUUAUCUUGUGUGAAUGCUGCAGAUUGCAGAAGGGAGAUGUGAACUUGAACUUUGGAGAUAUGAAAAGAUUAUCAAUUUAUCAUGAUGUAAAUGUUUUUCUACCUUUUCAAUAAAUAAAUAAAAGCAAAUAUUCUUUUGAA